Molecule: messenger RNA, 279 nt
Organism: Cebus imitator (Panamanian white-faced capuchin)
Lineage: Eukaryota; Metazoa; Chordata; Mammalia; Primates; Cebidae
Product: alpha-endosulfine-like
Exons: 1
Coding region: 1-279 (92 amino acids)
Cellular component (GO): cytoplasm
Molecular function (GO): protein phosphatase inhibitor activity
Source: RefSeq, a predicted model, not a curated record
AUGCAGGAGAAAGAAGGUAUUCUCUCUGAGAGAGCUGAGGAGCCAAAGCUGAAGUCCAAGUACCCGAGCCUAGGACAAGAGCCUGGAGGCUCCGGCUUCGUCAUGAAGAGAUUUCAGAAAGGGAAAAGAUACUUUGACUCAGGAAACUACAACAUGUCCAAAGCCAAGAUGAAGAAUAAGCAACUGCCUAGUGCAAAACCGGACAAGAAUCUGGGAACCGGUGGCCACAUCCAUGCCACAGGAUCUGCCCCAGAGAAAGUCCUUGGUUAUCACCAGUAA